CAAGUAAAAGCGAUAGAUACGUCACCAACAACAAUACAGCAGAUGAUAUGAUAACUUCUCUUCUUUGUCCUAUCUUUACCAUAAAUAUUGGCUCGAAAAACUAGGAACUCUCCCUCAAUACAAUCUUCGUAGAUCAAAUCAUUUCUGUUGCUUUGCACAAGUCAAAAGGGGUUUCGGUUCCGAAGAAUCUCUACCAACAAGACUAGGUUACUUAAACUCAAUAACUUCAAGCUGAAGAAAAAUGGGAGGUGGUAAAGACAAGAAUGAAGGCGAGUCAAGUGACAAAGGGCUGUUUUCUAAUCUUGCUGGCUAUGCUGCUGGACAUUAUCCUCCACCUGGAUCCUACCCUUCUCAUGGGUAUCCGCCACAAGGCUACCCACCUGCUGGAUACCCUCCUCCAGGUGGAUAUCCUCCUCCUGGCGGAUAUCCACCUACUGGAUAUCCUCCCCCAGGAGGACACCCUCCAGCUGCGUAUCCACCGCAUGGUGGAUAUCCACCAGCUGGUUAUCCACCGCAUGGUGGAUAUCCACCAGCUGGUUAUCCUGGACACGGUUCACAUGGACAUGGUGUGGGAGGAUUAAUAGCUGGGGGUGCUGCUGCUGCUGCUGCUGCUUAUGGGGCGCACCAUGUGGCACACGGAGCUCAUAAUCUUGCACAUGGGGGUUACUAUGGCCAUGGCCAUGGAAAAUUCAAACAUGGGAAGUUUAAGCAUGGGAAGUUUGGGAAGCAUGGCAGGCCUGGCAUGUUUGGGAAGCAUAAGGGCAAGUUCUUCGGAUACAAGAAGUGGAAGUAAUUCCUGUCUCUAUGUUCCCAUAUGUCUCUUAUCAUACGAGUAUGUCCUUUGAACAGUUACUGACUUGGUCCUUUAAUGACUUCCCCCCCCCCCCCCGGCCCCCAAUAAACAUGGAUUUGUUUCGGUUGUUAUUUGUGCCUGGCAUGCCAUUACUAUGACAGCUGCUUAAUAUUUGUGGUGUUUUUUUUGUAUAUGAAUGAGUUGGUUUCAUUGGAAAGGGUGUUACAUGGAAUGCCUUUAAUCCUGUGUAUUAGCCAGGCCAUUUGGUUGAUGAAAAUAAUCCUUUGCAAAAAGUAUAUAAUGGAGGAAAGUGGGGGCGCAA
This is a messenger RNA of Theobroma cacao (cacao), 1115 nucleotides long. Its product is annotated as glycine/proline-rich protein. Lineage: Eukaryota; Viridiplantae; Streptophyta; Magnoliopsida; Malvales; Malvaceae. The record is from RefSeq and is a predicted model, not a curated record.